Molecule: messenger RNA, 132 nt
Organism: Racocetra persica
Lineage: Eukaryota; Fungi; Glomeromycota; Glomeromycetes; Diversisporales; Gigasporaceae
Source: the annotation of a GenBank genome assembly
GAUGCUUACAUACCUAAAUUAUCCUCUAAGAAGAAAUCUAGUCCAAAAAAAUAUACUUCACAAAAGAAAUCAGGUACGAUUAUUGACUCACAAAUUCGAAAAAUUAUUUUAGCUAUGUUUAACGAUCCAGAG